UGCACAUUUACUGCAGGGAGACGGAGGCUGCUUCACUGUGACUCAGGACUGGACCAGCAACAUCUGCAAACAUGGUGGAUGCUUUUUGUGCUACAUGGAAACUGGUCGACAGCCAGAACUUCGACGAAUACAUGAAAGCACUUGGUGUGGGCUUUGCUACAAGGCAAGUUGGCAAUGUCACUAAACCCACAGUAGUGAUCAGCCAAGAUGGAGACAAGGUGGUGGUGAAAACUCUGAGCACCUUCAGAAACUUUGAGAUCUCGUCCAAACUGGGCGAGGAGUUUGACGAGACCACGCCCGAUGACCGGCACGUCAAAUCUACCUUCACCGUGGAGGGAGACACGUUCGUGCACACGCAGCGGUGGGACGACAAAGAGACCAGAUUUGUCCGAGAAAUCAAGGAUGGAAAAAUGGUGAUGACUUUGACCUUUGAAGGAGUCCAGGCCGUGCGCACGUACGAGAAAGCCUAGCCUCCGCCCCCACAUGAAUGAGCAUUCAGCCCAGCUGUGCAUCAACACUUCUUUUAUAUUGAAAACCUCUUUCCUGCAUGGGACGACUUGCACUUGUUGUUGUUGUAACUCUCGAACAAUGAUUUUGGGAUUUUUUGUAAGACCUUUUGUAAAAAAAAAAACAAGACAUCAGACUGUGAAGGCCCUGAAAUAUUUCAUUCUGUGCAAACAAUAAACUACUUGAAUAAACCUUU
Molecule: messenger RNA, 703 nt
Organism: Betta splendens (Siamese fighting fish)
Lineage: Eukaryota; Metazoa; Chordata; Actinopteri; Anabantiformes; Osphronemidae
Gene: fabp7a
Product: fatty acid binding protein 7, brain, a
Exons: 4
Coding region: 72-470 (132 amino acids)
Biological process (GO): fatty acid transport
Cellular component (GO): nucleus; cytosol
Molecular function (GO): fatty acid binding
Source: RefSeq, a predicted model, not a curated record